GAGAGAGAGAGAGAGAGAGAGAGAGAGAGAGACGGAGAGAAGCAGACAGGAUUACAGUGGUUGGAGCAGGUGAUCGCGCCACAAACCUCCAAGGGGCUGAUCGUUAAGAUCUUCGCGCAGGAUUCUCGUCCCGACCAUGGUGCCAGCAAGCUGCCCCGCAUCGCGUACCAUGCUGCCGUUGCUACUUCUCGUGGGAUGUGCCGUUACUUUUUCGCUGGGACAGAAUGACACCGAACCGAUCGUUUUGGAGGGAAAGUGCUUGGUGGUUUGCGAUUCGAACCCCUCGGCAGACGGAGGGAUCACCUCCUCGCUCGGAAUAUCUGUACGAUCCGGCAGCGCAAAGGUGGCUUUCUCCGCGGUCAGAGGGACAAAUCACGAGCCGUCUGAAAUGAGCAAUAAAUCCAUGACCAUAUACUUCGACCAGGUAUUAGUUAACAUUGGCAACCACUUCGACUUGAAAGCAAGCGUUUUCCAGGCGCCAAGGAGAGGAAUCUACAGCUUCAGCUUUCACGUGGUCAAGGUAUAUAACAGACAGACUAUACAGGUGAACCUGAUGCAGAAUGAAUACCCGGUCAUAUCGGCGUUCGCUGGAGAUCAGGACGUCACCCGCGAGGCGGCCAGCAAUGGAGUUCUGCUGCAUCUGGAACGCGAGGACAGACUCUAUCUGAAGCUGGAGAGGGGCAACCUGAUGGGCGGCUGGAAAUACUCCACAUUUUCUGGCUUCUUAGUUUUCCCUCUAUAAACAUCGCCUCCAGACUUUAUUUCAAAUGACUCUUCUGCGAAAUGAAGGUCAAGAACAUAUGCUAUUCCUUAAAAAGAAACAGAAAACAACAAAAACUGCCCAAGAAGCAGAAAGAUGUCAAGCUAUUUAAAUAUCUACGUUAAAUAGUGGCAUUUCCUUGGAGCCCACGCUAAUUAAAAAAAAAAAAAAAUCCGUGAUUGCUUGGAUGAUGAAUCGACCUCUUCGUGUUUACAAACGCGAAGCUCGACAUCUACCCUCGGAUUGUAUCACUGGGGAAACGGCUGAAUUUUUUUUUUUGUCUACAAACAAUGCGGUGGACAGCAGAAUUAACGUGAGGGUUCUCCAAACCGAAGAAUUACAACCUAGAACUACUUGUCUUCAUCUCCAUGCUUUAUUUUUCGUGUCUGUGCAGCCCUUAAGAAAACGGCGUCCGUCAAGUAAAGUGUGUGGAAUUCUGGACGUUCACGUGUCAAGAAGCGCUUUAUCGACACAAGCAAAGUUUGCACGAAUGGAAGGUGUUUUUGUUUGUUCCGUGUUGUUCCUGGUGUUUCUCCUGGAUGCAGAGAAUAUUGGAAAUAUGUCAAUUGUAAGACGCAUACUAUUUAAAGUUAUUGUUUAAAAAAGAAACCUGCGUCGUAUUUCUGUUAAUGGAGACAUAUUGAAUAUUGGAAAAAAAACUAUUUUACUAAAACUUCAGCCUAAUUUAUAAAACAUAUAUUCAAAUAUCGUCUACGGUACAUUUCGGAUAUGCGUAGCUAGCUUUUAUUUAUUUGUUCAGUAACGUUGCUCUUAAAUGUUUAAGUAUGUUGUGAAAGAGCUACAUAAAAUCUUCCUAUAAUAUUAGGCCUAAAUGAUAAUAAAAUAUCAUAUUGUU
Molecule: messenger RNA, 1616 nt
Organism: Megalops cyprinoides (Indo-Pacific tarpon)
Lineage: Eukaryota; Metazoa; Chordata; Actinopteri; Elopiformes; Megalopidae
Product: cerebellin-2-like
Exons: 3
Coding region: 137-742 (201 amino acids)
Molecular function (GO): protein binding
Source: RefSeq, a predicted model, not a curated record